This is a messenger RNA of Exophiala aquamarina CBS 119918, 1161 nucleotides long. RefSeq lists its product as uncharacterized. The record is from RefSeq and is a predicted model, not a curated record. The coding region runs from base 1 to 1161 and encodes 386 amino acids. Lineage: Eukaryota; Fungi; Ascomycota; Eurotiomycetes; Chaetothyriales; Herpotrichiellaceae. The transcript has a single exon.
AUGACUUCCAAAGCGAUAACCUCUUUGCUCGCUCGCCACCGCCAAUUGGCUCCCACGGCGGCUGUCUUUGUUUCUCCAUUAUGCUUGGGAAGCAUGAACUUUGGGAAUGCUUGGAAGGCCCAGCUUGGGGAGUGCACCAAAGAGUCUAGCUUCGAAAUCCUUGAUCAAUAUUUCGAGAAGGGUGGCAAUUUUAUUGACACUGCCAAUGCUUACCACUAUGGGGAAACUGAGACUUGGUUGGGAGAAUGGAUGCAACUGAGGGAGAACCGAGAUCAGAUUGUCUUGGCCACCAAAUAUAGUGGUCUUUAUAACAUGCAAGAUCCCAAGAUUCAAAUUCGCUGUAACACCCAGGGAAACGGGUCCAAAUCGCUGCGACUCUCAGUAGACUCGUCGUUGCUCAGGUUGAAGACAAGUUACCUCGACCUGCUCUAUGUUCACUGGUGGGACUAUACGACGUCUAUUCCGGAGCUGAUGCACAAUCUCAACGAUCUGGUGGUCUCGGGAAAGGUUCUCUAUCUUGGUAUCUCAGAUUGUCCAGCAUGGGUGGUCUCCAAGGCCAAUCAGUAUGCUCGUGACCAUGGACUUCGUCAAUUCGUUGUCUACCAAGGUAUGUGGAAUGCCUCAUUGCGCGAUGUCGAGCGAGACAUCCUCCCAAUGUGUCGAGCGGAAGGUAUGGCCAUUUGUGCCUAUGGAACUCUUGGUCAAGGCGAUUUCCAAACCGAAGCUAGUUUCCGUGAGCGAGAGCAAAGCAAAGAAGGGCGAAAGCAAGGCGCUACCUCACUUCGAAACAGGCAAAUAUCAAAGGCUCUCGAAACCGUUGCCGAUUCAAAGCAAACAACCAUCACCAAUGUUGCACUCGCAUAUACUCGACAGAAAGCGCCUUAUAUCUUCCCAAUCGUUGGGGGGCGGAAAGUCGAGCACAUUAAAGGCAACAUCGAUGGGCUUUCUGUAUCAUUGACGGACGAAGAAGUUACUCAAGUAGAGUCAGCUUACGACUGGGACCCGGGAUUCCCACACACGUUCCUCAGUGGGACCCUUCGAAAAGGCACAGACGAGCCACAGAAGAUGGCUAGUCGUGCAAGUGAGGUUUGGCUCACGGCUAUGCACGGCAAUUUUGACUGGGUGGAAGAUCCAAAGGCCAUUUCAACUCCUGCUUGUUGA